ACAACUGACAGCAAGUGAAAAAUCCAGUAGCAAAAGCAAUUUUAUUGCAAAAUAUUUAAUUAUUCAUACAUUUUAAGCAAAUAAUUAAUAAAUAUCAGACGAAUAAAUAACAAAAGCAACAAAUAAAAUGUCUAUAAUUAAAUAAAAAGUGUAUAUGUAGCAAUUAAACAAUAAAGAAACCUUAAAAAUCUAAAAAAAUUCAAGUGUCGUAUAACAUUGGCAAUGAAAUAUGAAAACUACACCCACUCUACUAAUGUUCACUUGGAAGAAAUGAGAGAAUUGAAAAAAUAAACAAAGUGUAAGACGAAAAAAAAACAACAAUAUUUAAUAAUAAUAAUAGUUAAAUACAAAACAUCUACUUAGUAUAGAUAAACAAUUGAGAUAUUGGGAAAAAAUUGUUACAUGUUGGUGAAUACUAAGUAAUCCAAAGAAAGCAAGCGAAUUUUUAAUAACAAGAACAACAACAACAAUAACAAUACAUUGAAUUUUUAACAAUAGAAAGUGAUUACUCAAGUGUUUGACUAAGAAAAUAAUACACACAUUAAUAAAACUUACCUGAUAGAUGGUGGCUAUUAAAUUGUUGUUGCUGUUAAAUUAGCAAAUACCUAAAUAACAACUAAACUAUUUAUACAUUUGAAAUAUAAAUUAUAAAAGAAACAUCGAUACAAUGACGUCUUUGGGGGGAGCAGCGAUACCCACAAUAUCAGCGGCUGUUUCCACUUCCAGCUUAUCAACAAAGUCAUCGCGAAACAAUUCUAAUGAUGCAUUAAAUUCUAACUUUGACAAACAGCAACAACAGCAACAACACAAUCUAACCACUAAACAAAUAAUACAACAAAAAUUAAAAGAGAAUGAAAAUGUUUUAUCGAUAUUUGAAGCAUAUCAAAUUGUAGGCCAACAGCAUACUAGCCGUCUUUUGUGUUUGGUGGUCUCGGUUGCGGGUGGUACUUAUGCCGUCUUCUCCAUGACUGCUGCUCGUUUGCCUUUGAGGAACUCUAAUGAUAUUACAAUCGAUAAAGUUUUUCCUUUAAAUGAAACUUUUCAAAUUGGUUAUGAUAAAAAAGGUUCCAUUUCCCAAUUACAAUUUACUUUAAGAAAUGCCGAUGAAACCCCAUCAAAAUACUAUUACUAUCCCAUUAUAACUAAUGAAGAUGCUUCAGAUUUUAAUACAUUUCAAGCACAAAUAAUAUCGGCCAAAAUGUCUAUGUUGCAUACAACGAACGAAAUGAAUACGCUGAGUUUUGCAUGGAUUAAUGACUAUCGUCAGAUAGGCGAGGUUAAACAGGAAAUGAAGCGUAGAGAAAAUGAAUAUAUUAAAUAUAAAGAUUUUACAAUUUACUGUGCCACUUAUAAUGUUAAUAAUAAAUCAUAUUGUGAUUCACCUUUACACUUAUGGUUGGCAGCCUGUGAACAGCCACCAGAUAUCUAUGCCAUUGCUCUACAGGAAUUGGAUACUUCAGCUAAGGCUAUAACGUUUAGUGAAAAUAGACCAGAUGCCUUAUGGAUCACUAAAAUGCUUGAAAGUGUUCAUGAUAAAGGAGAAUAUGAAGAACUUACUUCUGUGCGUUUGGUGGGCAUGAUGUUGACUGUUAUUGUUAAACGUCAAAUACGUUCAUCUAUUACACGCUAUAAUGUCAAGACUAUUGCUCGUGGUAUUUUAAAUGCUUUGGGCAAUAAGGGUGGUGUAGCUGUUAGUUUGCAGUUGAAUGAGGCCAAUUUGUGUUUUGUUAAUUCACAUUUAGCCGCUCAUAUGGGUUUCGUUGAAGCACGCAAUGAAGAUUAUGCUGGCAUUGUUAAGGGUUUGGUGUUUGACGAUGAGCUGCGAAGGACUAUUAAUGAUCAUGAUCACAUAUUCUGGAUUGGUGAUUUAAACUAUCGCAUUGAGGAACCACCCGGUUUACAAUUGCCCAUGUCACGCUCAGCAGCCAAUGCAGCAGAAAUGCUUUUACCCUACGAUCAACUAAGACAAGAAAUGCGUAAAGGCAAUUGUUUCGAAGGUUAUACUGAAGGUCCCAUCAAAUUCCGUCCGACGUAUAAAUAUGAUCCAGGUACCGAUAACUACGAUAGCAGUGAAAAACAAAGAGCUCCAGCCUAUUGUGAUCGUAUAUUAUGGAAGGGAUCACGCAUAGAACAAUUGGCUUAUGACAGUGUUAUGGACAUUAGACAAAGUGAUCAUAAACCAGUGUAUGCGGUAUUUCGAGUAAAUAUUAAGACACGUGAUGAUCAUUUGUAUAAGAAGGUACAUGAAGAAGUUUUAAAAUUGCUCGAUAAACGAGAGAACGAGAGUCAACCUCAGAUAACGGUAGAGAAAACUAUUAUUGAUUUUGGUUUGGUGCGUUUCAAUGAACCGGCUGUUAGUGAUUUUACGGUUUCAAAUGCUUGUCCCAUACCUGUGGAUUUUGAGUUUAAACGUAAAGAUCCUCCUUUAAAUGAUAUCUGUGAGCGUUGGUUGAGAGUAGAACCCAGAGCAGAAGUUUUAAUGAUUGAUUCUACAAAAAGUAUACGUGUUAAAUUAAUGGCCAAUGCUGACUCUAUUACUGGUCUAUUACAUAAAAUACGCACCACUGGCAAUUGGAAAUUUGAUUUUGAUAUCUUGAUAUUACAAGUGAAAAAUGGUCCACAUAUUUUUAUCACUGUAACAGGAGAAUAUAAACCAAGUUGCUUUGGUUUGUCUAUGGAAACUUUAUGUCGUACAGAUCGUCCUUUAUGUGAAUAUGAUCAGCAACAAAUUAAAGAACUGAUGAAUGACAAUUCUCCUGAAUUCCGGGUCACCAUGCCUAGAGAGUUCUUUUUGCUAAUCGAUUAUUUGCAUAAACAAGGCCCCAAAGUUGAGGGAGCUUUUUCUUUAAGUUCCUUGGAAUUUAAACAUGCCAAGGAUAUUAAAUUUAAUUGUGUCAGAGAUUGGCUAGACACUUGGUCUAGUAAUGAAUUCCCUGAUACUCCUCAAGCUGCGGCCGAAGCUUUACUUAUGCUUCUCAAUUUACCAGAGAAGCCUUUACUUGAUCCUUAUGUGGAAGAUCUUUUAAAAACCAAUACCACCGCCGAGGCCAUGGAAUUGGUUGCCCAAUUGAGUUCACCUAAACGUAAUGUUUUUGUUCAUCUUUGCAUGUUCUUAAGAGAGGGUAUUGAACGUAAAUACUACAAUCCCAUGCAUGUGGCCACCAUUUUUGGUCGCGUUUUAUUACGCAGUACUACCAAAUCGGUAGACUAUUAUCGUGAUACACGUUGUCGUGAAUUUAUGCAACGUUUUGUUACCACAGGCAGUGAAAUGGGUACAUUAUCAUCAUCCACUUCCUCCAAUUCGUCCACAUCAUCAUCAUCAACCGCAGCUGCUGUUAGCCAGGCUAAAUCGCCUACAAAUGCUGCACCACCACCACCAUCAUCAUCGUCAACACAUUCUAAUACGGCAUCUGCUUCAAAGAGCAAUUUAGUAGAAAUGACUUAAUUUUUUUCUUUCUUUAAUGUUUAAGUUUUAUUUUUGUUUUCUUUAAGAAAUAUUUAAUAUUUAUUUUUCUUUUAUUCUCUUUCUUUCCAAAGCAAUAUUUAUGUUUAUUUUUUUUUAUUUUAUAGCAUUUCUGAAAAUGAUUUCUUAUUCAUUUUGGGUUUGAUCAUGGAAUUGUUUUUUUUUAAGUAAAUUUCGAAAUAUUUAUUUUAAUUUUAAUAAAAAAAAACAUAAAUUUGAA
This is a messenger RNA of Lucilia cuprina (Australian sheep blowfly), 3683 nucleotides long. RefSeq names its product type II inositol 1,4,5-trisphosphate 5-phosphatase (gene Ocrl). NCBI's taxonomy places the organism in Eukaryota, Metazoa, Arthropoda, Insecta, Diptera, Calliphoridae. The transcript has 10 exons. Bases 668 to 3445 code for a protein of 925 amino acids. Gene Ontology annotation, biological process: signal transduction; phosphatidylinositol dephosphorylation. Gene Ontology annotation, molecular function: phosphatidylinositol-4,5-bisphosphate 5-phosphatase activity. The record is from RefSeq and is a predicted model, not a curated record. Gene Ontology annotation, cellular component: membrane.